AAAUUUUGGUAGCACUUUACAAGAAACAUGGAGGAGCAGCCACUGCUACCCAUCAGACACAUUAGAAAUGAUAACCAAGUGGGUAAGAAGGACGACGUGGUAAUUCAGGUCAAGAAUAAUCUCAAUAAACUUCUCGAUUCAGCUGCGGUGGACGAGAUGGGACCAUUAGGAGAAAGCACCCAACCUUCAAUCUACAAAAUACCAGAAUUCAUGAGAAAAAUUCAAGCGAAGGCUUUCGAGCCACAGUUGGUGUCGUUGGGGCCAUACCACCAUGGGAAAGAGCAUUUAGUUUCAAUGGAAGAGGAAAAACAGAAAGCGUUUCGGCGUUUCGUAAACGACUAUGGACUGAACUUGGAGUCAAUUGUGGAGAGUAUGUCAAACAAUUUGGAAAAUCUGUGGGGAGCAUAUGAUAAGCUUGAUGAAAAAUGGAAGCAAGAUGGUGCCAAGUUCUUGGAGGUGAUGAUUGUGGAUGGGUGUUUCAUGUUGGAUUUCUUCAAGGAAUGUCCCUACUCGCUAAGUACUAUGCGUUGGGAUAUAAAGAGGGACAUGUUGUUGCUUGAGAAUCAGCUACCCAUGCAGCUUCUUCAAGAGUUGUAUGACAAUAUGCCAAACACAAACCAAGAGGACCAAAGUCUGAGAUCACUAAUCUGUCAGCCAAUGUGCAUCAAUGAGGAAGCAGUAAUGGGAAGAGAGUUGCACAUUUUGGAUAUGUAUCGAGCGUCAUUAUUGUAUCCUCCGGUAGACAGAAAGGAUCGAAGUGGGAAGACAAAAGUAACGUAUCAACAAUCCGACCCAGAAUGUCAAAUCAUUCCACAAGCAACGCAGCUUCAUGAUGCAGGAAUAAAAUUCAAGAGCAGCCCUACAAAAAACCUUACAGACGUGAGUUUUAACCCAAAACAAGGCGUGCUAGAAUUGCCAUAUAUAGUAGUGGACGAUGACACCGAAACAACUUUAUUAAAUGUAAUGGCAUUUGAGAAACUGUAUGUAGAAGCUGGAAGCAAAGUGACAUCUUUUGUAAUCUUGAUGAACAAUUUGAUCGACGUUGAUAGAGACGUGGCGUUGUUGGCAUCUGAUAAGAUAUUAGCCAACGCUCUUGGGAAUGAUGAAAGUGCGGCGGAUUUGUUUAGUUUGCUUGGGAAGGGAGCGGCUAUGGAUUUGGAUAGCCAUAUAACGGAUGUUCAUUAUAAGGUGAAUAAGCAUUGUAGCCUGUCAUGGAAUCAAUGGUGUGCAAGUCUUAAACAUGAUUACUUUCAAAAUCCAUGGGCUAUUAUCUCCCUCUUUGCGGCUGUUUUCGGUUUCGCCAUCCUUAUUGUUCAGGCCAUCUACCAAAUUGUUGAUUAUCAUAGAGGGAAUUAAAUUGAUGAAAAGUAUUUGAGUGCAUUUUAUUUUUUUUAUUUUUUUAUUUGUGAUGGGAGGAGAUGCAUGGAGAUGAUUGGAUUCAUAUACUAAGACGUAUGCAUGUGUCUUUACAAAUCUAGUUUUCAUUUCUCUAUAUACAUAAAUCCACUGUUUAGCUUCGGAUCUUCUGUAUUUUUAAGUUUUUCAUAUUUAUU
Molecule: messenger RNA, 1553 nt
Organism: Benincasa hispida (wax gourd)
Lineage: Eukaryota; Viridiplantae; Streptophyta; Magnoliopsida; Cucurbitales; Cucurbitaceae
Product: UPF0481 protein At3g47200-like
Source: RefSeq, a predicted model, not a curated record